CUUCCCUCCCUCCCUCCCUCCCUCUCUCUGAUCUCUGUCAGUGUGUGUUUAUGCGUGUGCAUCCAUAUAUAUGAUACCAACUUAUCGCUGUUCACCAGCUGUGUCUUCUUCCAUGUCUCAUCAAAGCCAUAUUCAACCCUCUUCUUCAUCUUCUUAUCCUCCUGAUGACCCCCAUCAUGAUCAGUCACUGAAUCGCUUGCAAACUUCUUAUCACCAGGAUAUGAUCCCAGAUGCAGACCAGUGGAAGAAAGAGGAUAAGAAUGAUCAAGUUAAGGAAGGAUCAAGCAAGUGGAAGCCUUCAAAGAUGAGAAUGAUGGUUCGGGAACAAAGUAAGCAGAGGUUUGAAGAUCAUCAUCAUCAUCAGAAGCCCUUAUCAUCAUCAUCAUUAUCCUCAUCAACUGACCAUAAUAACAUGUGCAAUAGAGCUUGUUCCUCGGAUCAAACGUCUCAUAUCGGUGUUAGGGUUUGUGCUGAUUGCCAGACCACUAAGACCCCUCUCUGGAGGAGUGGACCAACAGGCCCUAAGUCACUUUGCAACGCGUGUGGAAUUCGGCAAAGGAAGGCGAGGCUUGCCAUGGCGGCGGCGGCUUCUGCUCCGGUGAGGGAAAACAAGGUACAGAAGAAACAGGAGAAGAAGCCGCUGUUGAAGAAGAAGAAGAAGAAGAAGCGAAAGCUUGGAGUAGUGAAGCCAUGUGGAGGUAGAAAGAAGCCUGUUUUGGAGGAUUUUGCUACGAGGUUGAGCAAGAGCUUGUCUGCGCAACAAGUUCUAUUCCCUCAGGACGAGAAGGAAGCUGCUAUUCUGCUCAUGGCUUUAUCUUGUGGUCUUGUUCGUGGAUAAGGUUUCUCGCUAUGCUGAAUUAUUUUCUCAUCAUUGUCUUUUUUUUCCUUGUUUUGUCUUAUUGGUGGCAUUAUUACAAUCAUUAAGUAUGUUGUUAUGUGAGUGUUUGCGG
Molecule: messenger RNA, 950 nt
Organism: Neltuma alba
Lineage: Eukaryota; Viridiplantae; Streptophyta; Magnoliopsida; Fabales; Fabaceae
Product: putative GATA transcription factor 22
Exons: 3
Coding region: 71-838 (255 amino acids)
Biological process (GO): regulation of DNA-templated transcription
Molecular function (GO): sequence-specific DNA binding; zinc ion binding
Source: RefSeq, a predicted model, not a curated record